Molecule: messenger RNA, 4629 nt
Organism: Meriones unguiculatus (Mongolian gerbil)
Lineage: Eukaryota; Metazoa; Chordata; Mammalia; Rodentia; Muridae
Gene: Cdh12
Product: cadherin 12
Exons: 15
Coding region: 913-3300 (795 amino acids)
Biological process (GO): homophilic cell-cell adhesion; cell-cell junction assembly; cell morphogenesis
Cellular component (GO): plasma membrane; adherens junction; catenin complex
Molecular function (GO): cadherin binding; calcium ion binding
Source: RefSeq, a predicted model, not a curated record
UAGCCACUGCAGCUGAGCCUCCCCAACACCCCUCCUCUGCCCAGAGAGCAUUAUUGAUCUGAAGGGUAAAUGUGGAGGGAGCCACAGAGAGGGUCCAAGCGUUUCUGAGAAGAGAGGCUGCCUCUUCCAGGAACAAAGUGGUGUCUGCUGGCUGCCUGGCCCGGGAACCUUCUGUGAAUUAACGGGGACAAAAUGCGCCUUCGUGGUUUGCUACAGUGAUUUAAAAGAGGAAAGAGAGAGAGAGAGAGAGAGAGAGAGAGAGAGAGAGAGAGAGAGAGAGAGAGAGAGAGAGAGAGGCAGAGAGAAGUCGCACCUUGAAGCAAGGCUGUGUUGUUGCAUCCCGCGGUUGCUCUUCCGUUGCUGUUCCUGCAGCUGCUUCUGCCCUCGGCCAUCAGCUUAGUUACCUGACUGGUCCAUUGUACUGGAGAUUGGAAUCAAGCUGGAACUCAACAGAAGUCUGAGGUACUGAGAGGAUGGUAACCUUGUUAAAGACAGCGAGGAGCUUGGCAUAAACAGAGGCAAAGAAGCACAGCGCGCUGCCACUCUGUAGGUGUUGAUUGAAAACUUCGAUCUCCCCACCCGUUCCACGGUUGAUCUGAAGGAUUUCUCACUUGAUCACCGAGAGCAUUUCAAUUAAGAAGAUUCUCUACACCCCCUGAGUGAGGAACAGCCUUGCCAGGCCACAGAAGAGGACAUUGCAGCCAGUCCUGAUGAGACCUGAUAAGCUAAGGUUUCCUUAGAUGGAAUGUCAUAAAGGAGAAGCUCCCAAAGCAUCAAUGUGUGAAUUACUGUCACAACACUAAAACGGAAAGCUCAGCCUUCACAGCCACAAACACCUCAAACCUGGAUCCCACGACUCUACAUUAAAUACUGGAGUAUUUAUUACUCUACUGUAGGAGAAAGUUUUUGCCAAUGCUUACAAGGAACUCUUUAUACCUGCUUCUCUGGAUCCUGUUUGAUGGAGGUCUCCUAACGCCACUUCAACCACAGCCACAACAGACUUUAGCCACAGAACCAAAAGAAAAUGUUAUCCAUCUUCCAGGGAGACGAUCCCAUUUCCAACGAGUCAAACGUGGCUGGGUAUGGAAUCAGUUUUUUGUGCUGGAAGAAUACAUGGGCUCCGAACCUCAGUAUGUGGGAAAGCUGCAUUCUGACUUGGACAAGGGAGAGGGCACUGUUAAAUACACGCUCUCUGGAGAUGGUGCCGGCACUGUUUUUACAAUUGAUGAAACCACAGGAGACAUCCAUGCAAUAAGAAGUCUGGACAGAGAAGAAAAACCUUUCUACACUCUUCGUGCUCAGGCAGUGGACAUAGAAACAAGGAAGCCAUUGGAGCCUGAAUCAGAGUUCAUCAUUAAAGUACAGGAUAUUAAUGAUAAUGAACCAAAGUUUUUGGAUGGACCGUAUGUUGCUAGUGUUCCAGAAAUGUCUCCUGUUGGUGCUUACGUGCUCCAGGUCAAGGCCACAGAUGCAGAUGAUCCCACGUACGGAAACAGUGCCAGAGUCGUUUACAGCAUCCUUCAGGGACAACCUUACUUCUCUAUUGAUCCCAAGACAGGUGUUAUUAGAACAGCGUUGCCAAACAUGGACAGAGAGGUCAAAGAGCAGUACCAGGUCCUCAUUCAAGCGAAGGACAUGGGAGGACAACUCGGUGGACUAGCGGGAGCAACAGUUGUCAACAUUACGCUCACUGAUGUCAAUGACAACCCACCUCGAUUCCCAAAAAGCAUCUUCCAUCUGAAAGUUCCCGAGUCUUCUCCUAUUGGCUCAGCAAUUGGAAGAAUAAGAGCAGUGGAUCCUGAUUUUGGAAAAAAUGCAGAAAUUGAAUACAACAUUGUUCCAGGAGAUGGGGGAAAUUUGUUUGACAUUGUCACAGAUGAAGAUACACAAGAAGGAAUCAUAAAAUUGAAAAAGCCUUUAGAUUUUGAAACAAAGAAGGCAUAUACUUUCAAAGUAGAGGCUUCCAACCUUCACCUUGACCACCGCUUCCACUCUGCUGGGCCAUUUAAAGACACUGCUACAGUGAAAAUCAGUGUGCUGGAUGUAGACGAGCCACCAGUGUUCAGCAAGCCAUUCUACACCAUGGAGGUAUAUGAAGAUACUCCUGUGGGGACCAUCAUCGGAGCUGUCACAGCACAAGACCUUGAUGUGGGCAGUAGUGCUGUUAGGUACUUCAUAGAUUGGAAGACUGAUGGAAACAGCUACUUUACAAUAGAUGGAACUGAAGGAACCAUCGCCACUAAUGAAUUACUAGACAGAGAGAGCACUGCACAGUAUAAUUUCUCCAUAAUUGCAAGUAAAGUUAGUAACCCUUUAUUAACCAGCAAAGUUAACAUACUAAUUAAUGUCCUAGAUGUCAAUGAAUUUCCUCCAGAAAUAUCUGUGCCAUAUGAGACAGCUGUGUGUGAAAAUGCUAAACCAGGACAGAUAAUUCAGAUAGUCAGUGCUGCAGACCGAGAUCUUUCACCUUCUGGGCAACAGUUCUCCUUUAGAUUGUCACCAGAGGCUGCCAUCAAACCAAAUUUUACAGUUCAUGACUUCAAAAACAACACAGCUGGAAUUGAAACCAGGAGAAACGGAUACAGCCGCAGGCAGCAGGAGUUGUAUUUUCUUCCUAUUAUAAUAGAAGACAGCAGUUACCCUGUCCAGAGCAGCACAAACACAAUGACUAUUCGAGUGUGUAGAUGUGACUCUGAUGGUUCCAUCCUGUCUUGCAAUGUGGAAGCCAUUUUUCUACCUGUAGGACUUAGCACUGGAGCUCUGAUUGCAAUCCUACUAUGCAUUGUUAUACUCUUAGCUAUAGUUGUGCUGUAUGUAGCGCUGAGAAGGCAGAGGAAGAAAGAUACCCUAAUGACCUCUAAGGAAGACAUCAGAGACAAUGUCAUCCAUUAUGAUGAUGAAGGAGGUGGGGAGGAAGACACCCAGGCUUUUGAUAUUGGGGCUCUGCGAAAUCCCAAGGUGAUUGAAGAGAACAAAAUUCGCAGGGAUAUAAAACCAGACUCCCUCUGUUUACCUCGUCAGAGACCGCAAGUAGAAGAUAACACAGACAUAAGGGAUUUUAUUCACCAAAGGCUGCAGGAAAAUGAUGCGGAUCCAGCUGCCCCACCAUAUGAUUCGCUGGCCACUUAUGCUUAUGAGGGAAAUGGGUCAGUGGCAGAGUCACUCAGCUCCAUAGACUCUCUCACCACAGAAGCCGACCAGGACUAUGAUUAUCUCUCAGACUGGGGACCCCGCUUUAAAGUCUUGGCAGACAUGUUUGGAGAAGAAGAAGAGAGUUACAUCCCUGAUAAUGUUACCUAGGAGAGGAGAAAAAGCUGAUAUACAUGUAGAGGAGAAAAUUUUGACAAAAGUAACACAAAUAACACACACACACAAACACACACACGCUCCAAGGUUUUACAGUACACUAUUUUUAUUAUUAUUAUUAUUAUUAUCCAGUUUCUAAACAAGUUGCUCUGUUUAUCAUAUUGCCAUUUUCAUUUAUUCUGUAGACACAAGAUAAAUCUUGUAAAACGUACUUGCUUUCUUUUGUUUCGUUAUUUCAGGAACAUGCUGAGACGAGCUCAGGCUUAUUAAAUACAAUUCACUGACAUGACAACCUAGAAUGAAGAUAGGUAUGUGGCAUCACAGUGGAAGAGUGUGAGAUUUUUCUUAAUUCCACUAAAGUGCCUAUUGAAACUCUUAUCAUUUAAAGUGGUGUACAUAUCACUCUGCUGUGAUAGCUUUGCAGGAUUCAGAGAUAAAGAGGAACAAAGAAGGCAGUGUCUCUAUGUCAAGGAGCAACAGUGACAUGCUGACUCUCAUUUCUUUCAAGAACAGAGAAGAAUGCUUUCCAAACCCCAUCUUCUUAUAUGGCAAAGGUUUUUUCUCUUGUAAAUUGUAAGCUGAAAAAAAGAGGUAUUUGUUUUUCCUAUCCUUUCAGAAACUGGAAUAAAUGAAAUAUUAUUAAAUUCAAUAUGUAAGUCAUGAAUUCUAAGAGCAAUGCUUAAAUCAUGGCAUUAGUUCAUGUAAAAGAUGUUAAUUAAGUUGUAAGUUUUCCAAAAAAUAAAAUCAUACAGAAGAAACAAAAAGAAUCCCUCUUUAUAAAGAGAGGCCUCAGGGCUCAAAUUCCAACGUCAAAUAAAUAUUGCUUUGUUUAAUUCUAUAUGAGUAUGUAAAAGUUAGUUUCAAAAAAACCAGUCACCGUAUCAUUUAAGCUUUCAGUGACAGAUAAAGUUUCAGCUUGUGUUUCUAAUGGAAUUUCUGAAAGAAAAUAUACUGUUAAUUUAAACAUGAGAAUAAUUCAACAUUGAGAUUUUUAGAAUUUCUGUCUAGUGAUUCUUUGGUGAAUGGCUCAAACAAAAUACAUAUCAAACAGUAUGACUUAUAACACAUACAAAUGUUUAUUCUGUACUAUUAAACAAAUAAAAGUCAGGGACCUCAGAAAAUUAUACCAAUGACUAAAUCCCAAAGGGAGCAUAACUUCAAUGCCAGGCAGCUGACUCACUUUCUCUAGUUCUGGAGAUUUUAACUUUGUGAAUUUAGUUAUUAUAUUGUCCCAUACUCACCUCUACACUAUCUCAUCUACAAAAAUCCUAUGUAAAUUACUUCUUAUGUAAAUCACUCUUCAGAUUAAACUUCUCGAACUUA